UUCUGGCAAAAGUCUUACAUCUGAAUAUAUUAACUGAUUGUAAAUGAGAUGUUCUCAUCUAGAAACUUGAUAUUUUUAUAUCGAUGUCGCCUGCAUAACUGAUUCUUAGCAGAAAUGAAGUUCGGUGCGCACGAACUGCGCCAUAAAGCCUGUAAACGGAAAGCUGUGAUUUGUCGUCAGUUAUACUGAGCUACAUGAUCGCAUGAUGUAUAACGUUACUGUGUGUCGGAUAAGAGAUUUUAACGCGAGUUUUCCCCUUGUGAACAAACCGGAGACUUCUUUCAGUCUACCGGUCGGUCUAGUGUCGGCAAACGCGUAUUUUAUCGGAAGACUUAGAAAUAAUUGUCGAAAGACUAUAACACGCGUUCGCGUUUACAACAUUAAGCAGGAACAAUUCUUGAGGGAAGUCAGACAGUUUGGCCCUCUAAGUUUUUUUCCCCCCUUUCUUUUUCUUUUUACAUUUGCAGCUUUAAAAGACUACCUGCAACGGCAAACCAGCUCAGUUGUCCAAUCAUUUAAAUUUAAAUAUUAUUUAAAUAAAGUUUAAACGUAAAAGUUUACAUUUAGUAGGCUAACUAAAUGAAAUGUUCAUUUUAAAAUAUGUAAGCCAGCGUAUAUAUGCUGAUUAAACGUAUCGUAUUUUUACCUGUAAAAAAUAAAUAAAUAAAAAAUAACUUUGGUCUUGUGACUAUUAUACGAAAUGAACUUUUAGAUAGAGUAUUGAUCAACAGAUUGUCACAAUCAUCUGUUUAACAGGAUAUCAUUUCCAUGCGUCUAAGCCAUCGUCUUACCACAUCCCUUGUUAAGUCAACCUGUUCAAAAGAAGAGUCACACAAAGGACUUAAACAACCAAAUUAGGUUAAACAAGUCUACAACAACAAACAAGUUUAGGACGCUUUAAUUUUGCAGUGAAAUACUUUCAUGGUAAUGAACAGCUCCACACACAGUGAAAGCUCAUAUAGUCAAGAGAAGACUUGGGCUACAAAUAUUUAAAUUAUUAUAUUUUAUCAAAUUGGUUGAUUUUAUUAAUCAAUUCCCAUUUUGCUUAUUGAUAUUUUGGAAUCAUAAAUUAUAUAAAGUAGGCUGUUAUAUUCCAGUCCCCCGUUCCAUCCCCUUCCCCUAUUGUCACAAAAUAAUGUUUUAUGAACUGAACGAUUAAAAACAUACUUGUGAGAUACCUGUUAAACUCACUUCAUUUUAACUUUUCAGUCUUUAGUUGUUGUUGUUGUUGUUGUUUUAACUACCAAGGACAUCUCUGUAAUAUUUUUACUACAAUAUUGUGUGUUUUGGACAACUGUAACCCCAGCUCUCGCACGUGCGUUAACAGUGCCCUAUUGCCCCCAGCGCGCGCAAAACAAAGACUCUGUGAAGAGCGCGACACUGAAGCAGAAUGAGAACUGACAGUGAACGCUGUUUCAGCAGGGUCACAAUGUGGUUUACUAAUCCGAAUGAUAUUCAAAUGUAUUAAAUAAAAUGACAAAAAUGUGGUGUUGUUUAAUCUGCCUAAUCGUUACCAUAACAUUAACAAAAUGAGAAAAAAAUUAAAAUAAAUUCAAAUUGCCUUUUUAUUUGGAUAGCUUAUGGCACAUAUUCAUUUUCAGUUUAAAUGAAAAACAAUCAAAUAACUACUAUAAUUUCUAAUAAUGUGUAGUACUGCAUUAUAUAAUUAUUGUAUUAUUGUUCAUGUUGGUGGUGCUUGCUUUGGUGUUGGCAUAUUUGAAACAAAACAAAUAUUAUAAAUAAAAAACAAUUCCUUUCUGAAACCUUUCAUAUUUAUUAGUGUGUAGUAACAUGACUUAAUAAAAUCUUGUAAUUCUAAUACAAACCUAAUAAAAACGGGGGAAAAAAUGAAGAAUUAAAUGAAAAAAAAAAAAAAAAGGAAAAAACUAAUUAUGUUAUAAACAUAAAAUGAGUAGCUAGAGACUGGAGACCACCAUUAAAUAAAUGAAAAAUAAUAUAUAUUUUAUAGGGGCAAUGAAGUGCCCUGACUAUCUUUUGUUUCUUGUUAUAUAUUCAAAAAUAUAAAACAUCCCUAAAGAAUAUACAUUGAAAUGAUAUGUCUUGUGUGUCCUCAAACUGGAUGGCGUUCCAGGGCAGGUAUAUUUGUCUCAACAUUUUUCUCAAUCGGUCGUGCAAUUGGAUCACAUUUUGUACAAUUAUCCUUGCAUUAGGUAAAUAAAAUUAGCAGUCUAAUUUUCAUUCAGACAACGCCUCCUUGUUUGCCUUAUAUAGCCUUUUUAUUUUGAGAUAACUUUAGAAUUUCUGAGUUUUCCAUACCAAUUUUACGCGCAACAAAAUCUUAGCAGUGCACCACCAGACGGCAGUAUCCUCGAUUUAAAAUUGUUUACCUCUUAAAAUAUUGUGUUUUUUUAUUUUGUUUAUGUCAAAGAAUAACUAAAUAUGAAGUGAAUUGUAUGUGUUGAUUAUCUUUGGCUGAAAAGAUGGAAUUGAACGCAAUGUGAAAUGAGGGUCUCAUUUGACGUUUUUAAGCCUAUUUUAGACAACAAACUGAUACAUUCAUUUCGACCGUUUUUUUUCCUUCUUCCCUUUUACAGUUUUAUAAUCACAGAUAUCCAGCAACAUAGCUUACAAGUGGUUGGCUACCCUAGACGUUUUUUUUUUACACACAAAGAUUUGGCAAGACGUCAGGAGGAAGCAUAGCAGCUAUUACAGUUAUUAUAAAGAAUUAGAUCGUAUCUUGUAAUGUCAUCUAAAUGGAUAAAAUCUACCAUUUGUCCUCUUGUUCAUUUAUUGCAACCAUUGAAGAGGCUCAAACUGCUACCUCAGUAUUUACUCUACUUUAGAGGGGGCGGUGCUGACCCUUCGCGCACCCCGCCUACUAGUUCUUUCCUCGCUGUCUACGUCACUCCACCGAACUCCAUGCAAAUCGCUCCUCGCUGGAACGCCAUUGGCCGCUCGCUCAUUUUAAUCGCUGUCAAAACGCAUCAUAUGGCCGCCGCUUUAACUAACUCUUCAACUCCACUAGGAAAAGUAACUCAAAUGCACGUUCAAUUAAUGUGGAUGUGAAACGGCAGUCGGAGGCGACACUAAACAGGCUACAGGAGCAAAAAGAGACCCUGAAACUAACAGCAAACGGUUGGGAAUAAGCUGAAUUCCACAUUUCACCGGAGCUCCACUGGCUCGUGAAGCACCUGCUUCAAGCGGACUACAGAGCGCCGAAAGUUCAUGCUUUUUCUCUGCUAGCUGAGAACUUUUAAGCCACUUGAAUGUAUAGCAUGAUGAUGGAGACGGACCUUCAUUCCCCUGGACCCCAAACCAACACGAAUCCAGGGCAAACGGGUCCAAAUUCGGGGAGCAAAGCCAACCAAGACCGCGUAAAAAGACCCAUGAACGCUUUUAUGGUCUGGUCCCGGGGCCAGCGCCGAAAAAUGGCUCAGGAGAACCCCAAAAUGCACAACUCUGAAAUUAGCAAAAGACUCGGUGCUGAGUGGAAAGUGAUGUCAGAGGCUGAAAAGCGGCCCUUUAUUGACGAGGCGAAGCGGUUGCGAGCCAUGCACAUGAAAGAGCAUCCGGAUUACAAAUACAGACCGAGGCGCAAAACCAAGACCCUGCUUAAAAAGGACAAGUACUCGUUGGCUGGCGGCUUGCUCGGCGGUGCGGGUGGCGGGGUCGGAAUGAGUCCUGGAGGGGUCGGCCAGAGGUUGGAGAGUCCUGGGGGUCACGGAGGCUCGGCCAGCGCUGGCUACGCGCACAUGAACGGCUGGGCGAACGGCACUUACUCCGGCCAGGUGGCCGCCGCGGCGGCAGCGGCUGCGAUGAUGCAGGAAGCUCAGCUCGCUUACAGCCAGCACCCAGGUAGUGGGUCUCACCAUCACCACGCUCAUCACCAUCACCCGCACAACCCUCAGCCCAUGCACCGCUACGAUAUGACUGCUCUUCAGUACAGCCCCAUCUCGAACUCCCAGAGCUACAUGAGCGCUUCUCCGUCCGGCUACGGUGGGAUAUCAUACACGCAGCAUCAAAAUUCCAGCGUCGCCACUUCUGCGGCCAUCGGCACGCUGAGCUCGCUCGUCAAGUCCGAACCCAAUAUAAGCCCUCCGGUUACCACACACUCCCGAGGCCCCUGCCCCGGAGACUUGAGAGAGAUGAUAAGCAUGUAUUUACCGACCGGGGAGUCCGGGGAUCCGUCUGUGCAGAGCAGACUGCAUGCCUUACCGCAGCACUAUCAGAGCACAACUGCCGGAGUAAACGGAACUGUCCCAUUGACGCAUAUUUGAAACAGCUGAUGGAAAGUGAUGGAGAGGUCUGUGUAAGGAUGAUUGUGAGAGACUCUGCUGGAAUUUGGCAGGCCCGCUGCUUGGAGAGGCGCCCCACGCUGUGACUCCCAUUCAGCGGUCCAGCGCGCUGUGAGGUUGGGAAGUUUCACUGAGCCGUGCACUCAAUGGCUCCACAAAGCUGAUUACAAGCCCCAGCGAAUUCCUGAAGGGACCGGGCAGCCACGCAGGUGUGCGGGAAACCGGGGCAACCCUUCAGAGUUAUAGUGACAGAGCAAGACAAGCCGGGAGACCACACAAAAAGCAAAGCGUCCCAGGAAGCGGCCAGGGAUUUGGUGGGAAAAGAACACCUUAAAUGUCCUCUCCCUUGUGAGCGAAAAGAGAGGAGAAACUUUCCGAAGGCCUAUUAAAAUGAUGCUCAGCCUUCUCAGGACAGUGAACUAAAAUGGCUGUGCAUCCGAAGCAUAUUUUGUGUUUAUUUUGCCAUAUGCAUUUUGAAUUGUCCGGUGUCUCACGAUUGGGGUUCAGGGUUAACAACGAUUCAUAAAACGUAAAGGCCUGCUCUGCCUCACUGUGCCCAAUUCAUUCUCCCUGGUGCGAAAAAUCUACAUCAAUGAAGCAGACAGCGUAUUUAAUUAGAGCGGAGUCUAACUAUCAAUUACUCAGGAAAAACACAGGAUCCCCAAGGACCGGUAAUCAGCGCGCCAACAGUCGGUCGCGCGCUCAUUACAGCAAAGCGACAGGCGGGAAUAAUAAUCAGGGCGCGGCGACGCAUCUGCCCACAGUAUUUCCACAGCGUCCUGUUGCCUCUCAGAACUUUAAUAACUCGUCGUUUUUACUCCGUUUCGCCCUGUGGUAGGACGACAUGACACUUGUUAAUGUUGUUGGUGUAUAAUUUAGGCCCAAUGUCAGUUCUCUUUUGGACUUUAGUCUAAAUAGGCCUAUAGUCCAUGAAUGUUCAGUUUACUUUACAUAACUUACUUAGGCCUAAUUAACAUUUCGUAACAAGUUUUUUUUUUUUUUUUUUUUUUCGUUGAAUCUACUUAAGUUCGUAAAAUAUAGGUUCACUUUUGUGUUAAUUUGUGUUAGCAUUUUUAGUUCCCAGUAUGAUUAGCAUGGACCUGAAUGGAAAGAGUAGCCUACAUUUUUUAAUUAAUUGUUUCAUUGACUGUUAACUGUUUUAUUAAUUUGUUUGUUGGUUUUGGGGAAAUAUGAAAAAAAAUGAGGCUUGAAGUUUUAGCAUUGAGGUGAGGAGAGGAGCUUGUUUAGUUUUAGGAGAAAUGCAUUGAAUUAAGUUAUGCUACAUAAAGAGAAAUUGCUGUACAAAUGUCAGUGUUCGUCUUGAGCUUUCUGCCAACAUUUAGCAUGCUAACGUGCGUGGUUGUUAGCAAGCAGUUAGUAGAAAGAAAUUCGUCUAAGUUCUUAAUUUUAUUGGGUUUUCUCAUUCCAAUUUGGUUGCGGCUACUCAAAGUAUUCAAGUUGACUUUACAUGGACAUUUUAUGUCAAAAACAUUUUCACAAAUCAAGUUUAGCCAAAUAAUUAUUUAUUUUAUAAAUAUAAAAUAUUUUCGAGUGCAUCAUCUUUCAUUCACUGGACAUCAACGUACCACAGAAAGUGUUCUGCCAACAUUUCCUCAGUUUGAGUGAGGGCUCAGUCUUACUUUAUGCGGCUAAUUUAAUCCUCCGCAGAGUCAACAAGGGCUAAUUGAGAUCAGCGGGGCGCAAACAUCCAUUCACAAUCAGUUUCUCCCGUGCCCUGGAUUGUCCCGUUAAGUCGUUUUGCGUGGGGUUUAGGACUGGGAAGUAACCAUAUUGUGGCAGUCUAUAGAUCAAGACUAUGUUGGCUUUGAUUCCUGAAUUAUACAAAUAGCAAAGGUCUCUGAGAUAUAGGCAUGUUUCAGUUCCCAUGCUUAGCCUUAUAAAUAUGCUAUAAAUCUAUUCCAGUCUUGGCCUCACCUGUGUCCUGUCACCCCUGCUGUCCUCAUGUGAUUAGAGGACAAAAGCACUUACCCGGCCCGGCUAUGGUAGUCAAUCAACCACAACGGACUAUGCUAAUUGAGGGGAAAGGCGAGAGGAAGACGAACAGUGAUCCCAAUUGUUCGGCGAAUUUCACAGCUCAGCGCAGCUGCAAUGCUACUAUUCUCUCCCAAUACACUCUUCCAUCACUUCUAACACAACCCUACUGUAAGCCGAAGUCUGUGCGAACAGGAAGAGAAUUUGAAAUACUCGCGAUUUUCCCACAGAAGUUGAUAUAUUAGAUCAGAAACAAUAGCAAUGCGGCAUAUAGUCUACAGCUGAAGAGGGAAAUGGGACGCGCUCUAAAGUUGUUGAGGAGCUGUCCAGGUCCUGAAAUAAACGCGACUCAAACACAACCUCCGUAUAUGUUCUCUGUUGGGCUAUACCGCGAGCGACACAUUUUCAAUAAGUAAAAUAAAAAAAAAAUAAGUGAAGUAGUAGUUUUUCUAAUUAUCGCUCUGCUUUUAUUUUUCUAUACUCAGAUUCCCCUUGAUCGAAAGUCAAAGUUAGUGCUCGAGGUUGUACAAAUGCAAUGCUUGUCAUGGCGAGCUUACAUGCCUUGUGAGCUAAAGAUUUGAACUUAAAUGAAGUAAUAAGCGCUACAUUUGGUGUAUAAUAGACAAUUUAGCACAAAUACAUCUAUUCAUUUAUGCAGACAAAAAGGGUUUGAGUAUUUUGAAAAAUCUAUUUACUAUGUCAUUUUACAAGUCUAGUCAUUUGGUUCCGAUCAGCCUUUGUUUUUGUUUGGCUUUCUCCCAUUUUUCAGUCUGAGAUCAAAUAUUCACCUAGAAAACAACUUGUAGCACAUAUACAAAAAGAAUGACAACUUUAACUGUAAAUUACUUUUUCCUCGCAUCUAGUUUGACCCAUCUCACAAGGUGCCCUUCCUCUCAGCAGGUGUCAGAAAAUAGGCCUGAGAAUUGUUUGUGUUAUACCACUGCUGGAGUCCCACUGUGCUUCUGUAUUUUGUGAUGGGAUAAACUUUGACUGUGUCUGAUUGUGUUGCUUUUACAUCUGAAAGAGGGAGGGAGAGACAGAAAGAAACAACAAUAAAAGAAGUUGAUGUUUA
Molecule: messenger RNA, 7320 nt
Organism: Megalobrama amblycephala (Wuchang bream)
Lineage: Eukaryota; Metazoa; Chordata; Actinopteri; Cypriniformes; Xenocyprididae
Gene: sox1a
Product: SRY-box transcription factor 1a
Exons: 2
Coding region: 3228-4238 (336 amino acids)
Biological process (GO): regulation of DNA-templated transcription; cell differentiation; anatomical structure morphogenesis
Molecular function (GO): DNA-binding transcription factor activity, RNA polymerase II-specific; RNA polymerase II cis-regulatory region sequence-specific DNA binding
Source: RefSeq, a predicted model, not a curated record